UGUUGCUUUGCGAGAACGACAGUGACCGAGUUACACGAUCACGUUCGCGAUUAUCUUUCGGUUACGAUUUUUUUUUGCCUUAAGACAAUAAGUACACUGCAAAGACUAGAAGUAGCUGUUCAAGUUGAAGUUUACAACUAGCCACAAUGUCGGUGACCGGGGCCGCUUCAUCGUCGACAAGCUGCGCUUCCACCCCAGCGUCCAACCUUCCAGCAGUAAUGAAUCCGGAUAAUUGGAUCGGGCAGGGGGUCGAUGCCGUACUGGGCAGUUGCCGCGUCCGGGCGUCGCAGAUCGCCGUGCGUAGCCCUUCUGUUCUUAACGUCCUCGAUGCCAUUGAUAGCAUAAAGGCAGAAGAUGCGGAAGGGAAGGCGAUGGACAUCAUUUUUGAGUAUCGACUUUCGCGAUUUACAUAAAAGCUUGUUGCCCCGUUGCUUACUUUGUUCGAUGCGCAGGCGCGAAGAAAUUUUUUGCCGAAUAUCUUUGAAGAAUUUAUCAAAAUGCCAGGUACGUCGACGCGAAGCGGAGGAAGGACCACAUUGACCGUUUGAUGGCGGCUGGACUUGCGGAUGUGAACAUCCACAAAGUGUCAGGAUGCGAGUUCGCGUUGGCCGUGCGUACCGCUUAUCGUACUGCAGGCAGCCCGGUUGUUCCUGCAGACCAUCUUGCAGUAACGUUGAAGAAUUGCAGCGAGACCGUUGUCCUCGAUGACGCGUCUCUUGUACAGCGACAAUCGAACCCACUACGAGAAUACACUUACCCCCCUGAUAUAUGGGUGGCGCUUGCCGAAGUUAAUAAGUUGAGCGACGAUGUGGUCUUGGACUGGUUACUGCAUUGCCCAUUUUACGCCAAAAAGCUUUAUUGUGGUAUUGACCCGGGGAAUCGACCGGGAGAUUUACAGCCACCGUAUAGGAUGAUGUCCAAGCCAUUGUUUAUUGCGCUUUGUCGUGGCGAUUUCGAACUGGCGGACAAGAUGCUUCAGCUUGGAUUGUUUCACGUGAAUGAAACGCAGGGGGUUGCCGAUGGGAGCUCAUCCAAGUUUCUCUUCGACGCGAUUUACCUGAUGUUUCAAGCGGGUAUCCCAGAAAGUGACGCGCACGCAGAAGCUAACCGUUUUCGUCCAUUAGUCCGCUCGCGGUUUCGCCAAAUUAUCACGUAUCUCAUCGGUAAUGGAUCUAGCAUGGACAGCAGCGACUGUCUUUUUGAGAAUGCCGACAGAAGUCGCACUGUUCUUCACACACUCUACGCAGAGCUGGCGCGAGCAAAUUGUCUGGACUUCGAGGAUGCCCACCGCGUCACCAGACGCGAGCUAGCCGGACAAGUGGAAGACUUUUGUUUCUGUAUCGACGCACUGAAGCUUGACGUCAAUGAGUCUUUCCCUUGGACUCAUGAAUUCGACAGAUCCACUCUCAUGACGGUGUUGCAGAGAUAUCGUGCCCCAGUAAUCGAACUGCUGAAGUGCGGAGCGCUUUGCCCUUCCAGUUUCGGGAGCGGAGAAGUAAGCCUUGCUGCGCUGGCGACGGACAGCCAGAACAUCCACAACAAUACGACGGCCCGGAGGCUGAGGCAUCUGAGAACACUUGCGGUCGCCGAACUCAACAGCGCGGUGGCGCGGCAAACAGGCGGAGAUAGUAAGAGUUCAGCAACUAAUGUUGACGUUGCCAGGCCGGCUGCAGAUGAAGAGAGCGAAGCACCUGCCGGCUUGCCUACGAAGCAGCGUCGUGUGGAGAUGAAUCCCAAAGGUGCCGAGGUCUCAGCCGCAACUCUGACCGUAGGCCAGGCGAUUCAAAAGUUGCUCGACCGGGCUGAUUUGCUUCAGGAAGCAGAAGUUGACAAGUUGCGAAACGGAGAGCAGCAUUGCAAUGGAAUGAGCAAGAACGAAAUUGUGGACGGCAUCAAGCGGCAGCUGGGGCGGUUUCGUAGGCGCGAGGAGGACCGCGGCGUCGCUUCACCUGAUACACAGUCACAAAAGAGGCCAGGCGAUGCGCUGGUGCUGGUGUAUCGUUAUCUCCAUGCAAAGUUUCCAUCAGACCACCCAGAUAUGGUUAUUUUCGCUGCGCUACUACAGGCACAAAACCAGUAUGGUCCUAACCGCCAAACCUGCGACCCGAUGAUGCUGGUACUGAAUCUUCUCGAGGGGCGAGUGACCGUUCCGGAUCCAGCCGAGGGCGCGCAGGUGCCGAGCGGGCCAAGCACCUAUGUUAAGACGUUGCGAGAGCUCCGUGCCCACAACACAGACCAGAUCAUCGCAGAGGGACAGGCACGGCUUGCCACGCUCAACAGGACGAAAUUGCUCGAGGACAUCUACAAUUUGGUCACCGGCGGCGAGGCCCUUGAGUAUGCAAAAAACCGGCUGCGCGGACUUUUCUUUGAACAGAUGCUGACGGACUGCGACCAUGAUUUUGCCAAGUACAUUAUCGACGACGAUGACGAGGAUGCGUUGGAAUUCAUCCCCGCUGGGCUGCAGCGCUUGUUGAAAGAUAUCUCCGAGAUAUCCUGCAUCUUCACGGAAGAAUUCUUCUCACAGCGGAUGUCGGAGGCAUUUCGUCCCUUCGUGUCUGGUGCGACAAGCUCCGCGGCGUGAGAAGACUGCGAGUUUCUUUCUCGCGUCUGUGGUUCGCUUUCCACCAAAGCGCGGCAUCCAGUCACACCCGCUCAAGAAAAAAUCCGAAUUGAUGAACAACACGUAAUGGAACAAUCUUGCCGAUCUUGCGAAACAUGGAAGAGGGUUUUGCUUGUGCAGCAGAGUUGUAUGAGCAGUAGUUUUUGCAUUUGCUUCUAUUUACGAUCACAGAUGCCGCAUACGUAGCGUGCUGUUUUCUUUGGCAAGUUCUUCUCAGAAAGUGCCUACCUAGCGACCUACGUGUUUCAGUUUCACAUGGCUGCAACACAACAUUUUCACUUCCGCACGUGCGACAAAGACCAAAGUGCUAACCCAAUAAUCGCGCGUAAGCCAGCACGUUUCGAAAUAAAGACUGAAUAAUUCUUGGCGGCGCAUUGUGUCGGAUUUUUUCGUAUGAAAUGUACUAACAAAGAACUAUGAAGUAUGUACUUGUCUUCCGGGAAGGCCGCGCCGCCCCUAGCGCAGUGAUCAGGACCCUUUCAUUAAUUUCUGCUGUUGUAGUUCCACCAGAG
This is a messenger RNA of Amoebophrya sp. A120, 3132 nucleotides long. NCBI's taxonomy places the organism in Eukaryota, Dinophyceae, Syndiniales, Amoebophryaceae. The record is from the annotation of a GenBank genome assembly.